Messenger RNA from Nylanderia fulva, 2564 nucleotides. RefSeq names its product KIF-binding protein-like. Lineage: Eukaryota; Metazoa; Arthropoda; Insecta; Hymenoptera; Formicidae. The record is from RefSeq and is a predicted model, not a curated record.
AAGCAGUUCCAGGAACACGACAUUGGUGCAGCAACCAAGGAAAACGCAUAAUAUCGCAAUGAUAGCAGCCGCCUGCAUCGUGCCGUUCUCGAGAUCUGUUUUUUUCUCCUUUUAUCAAUCACACACAAUUCUAGAGCCCACGGGCUGUAUAUCAGCAAACACGAUUCACCAUUCGAAGGCAAUCCAUCGGCACACUGCGUUGGAUGACAGACACAAACGUCAACGCUUCACUUAACAGAUAACGUAAUGAAUGGUGCACUUAUAUCACGGCUUGAAUUAUGUAUACUAUGGUUUGCAAUAUAGUAAAACUUGCGGAAUAAAUAGAAUCCCUCCUCUCUCUCCUCUGCUUCCCGCCUGUAUCUAUCUGUCAUCCGCUAUUCUGAAUCAGCUGUUUCUCUAAACUGCACUUCCCAUUAUUUGCACCUGUCGUUGGUAACCACGUGUUUAGAAACGUCAAAAACGUUAAAUGUCAGAUGUCAUAGAAGAUAGACGAAGUCUAUUUUGCGAGGAGAGAAUUUGCGUUAGAGUAUCAAUAAAUUCAGAUUCAGAUUACUAAAAUCAUAAGGUCGUGAGGAAGAGAGAAUGAUGCAAAACUGUUUUCCUUUUUGAAUAAUUUUGUACGUUUGUUGGAAAUUAAGAACGAAGAAGUGAUUCGAAAAGCCUCUAAUUCCCUAAAUAAGUCAAUUUUGGAUAUAUAUUGGACAAUUGUAAGAUUGCACGACUUCACAAGUUAAUAAGGGGAAUUUUUUUGCCAAAUAAAUAUUGCCAGCAUAAUAAUGUUGAAUUUUUUAAUGUAUACCAUGGAAUAUCGACUCGAAAAGUUGCGCCAAUCUGAAGAAAUAGAAAGAAAUAGAGAAGCAAAUACAAGCAAGAAUGCUGAAAGUAUCAAUAUUAGUAAAACAUUUCUAAAAAUUCUAAAAUCAUCAUUUGAAGUAAAAAUUCUAUAUGGAGAUAAGAACAGCUUUAAAAGGGGGAAGAAAAUUAAGAGUGCGAUAGAAGUCAAGAUGAAAAAUUUAUUUCAAAAUGUAACUACUUCAACAGAAACAGGAUUUGAUGAUAUUAUAGCUCUUGCGGUAGCUUAUUAUAACUUGGGUGAGUUACAUUUAGAAGAUAUUAAAUUAGAAGUUGCUGAAGAUAAUUUUAUGAGAUGUAUAGAAUUGUUGAAUGGAAAAGAAUUGGAUUGUAAAGCUAUUUUGACAGCUAUACGGGUGCAUCUCCAGCUAUAUUAUGUUUGGAUAAAAAUAAAGAAGUUGGAGAAGUGUUUUCCAUUGUUAGAUAAAGCAAUGGAAUUAUAUUUAAAUUAUACAAAAGAGGAUGAAGAUGAAUAUCCAUAUCCUAUCGAAAUAGCAACUGUUUUGCAUAUUCAAAAUAUAACACUAAACUCCAAAAUAGUUCUGGCUGACCUUCAUACAAUAACUUUAAAAUUAUUAAUGGAGCAGUAUAAACUUAAACCUAUAGAUAAACAUAAAUUUGUAAUAUAUGUACAUAAUUUAUUAAACAAAGAAUUGAUUGAAGGAUUAAAGACAGAUAGCACAAUAUCUAUAUUUUGGGCAAACACCGCAGCUGAUUUAUGCCUUUACUUUGUUCAUCAUGAUCUCUUUAUUGAAGCCAGAGAUCAUCUUGGCGCUGCAGAUUGUAUGAUGGAGAUAUAUUUUAAUACGAUGUGCGAAAAACAAAAUACAAGUAAUUUAAGAGCUGAGAUAAAUGAUUAUGAACUAUUCUGUGCAAAUAUUGCUAUACUCUGGGGAAAGUAUGGAGUUUUUCUUUUGCGUUCAUCAAUCGAAAAUUUACCACAAUAUGAUAAAUCUUGCGAAGCGAAUAACAUAAAAUUAAAAUCUCUUGCAAAAUCUAAGGAGGAAUUAACGAAAUCCUUAACAUUUAUUGACUUAAAAAAAAAUUUAGAACACAUCGAGAUACCAGCUACAUAUGUGUCAAAUCUCAAUGAUGCCAAAAGAAUUUUUUCGCAUAUUUUAAAAACGUUUAAUUUAGCUAAAAAAUAUUAUACUGUAGACAAGAAUAUUUUCUGUUAUAUGGAUAUAAUACUACAUAUUUCAGCAGCAUAUGAAUAUUAUGCAUAUUUUGUAGAUGACGAUAUAAAUAAAUUAAAACUAAUUAAACAAUGUAUAAAAAUCUUAGAAAAUGCUGUUAGUAAUGUAGUUAUAAAAUGUAAAACACUUGAAGAAUAUCAACUUGUCAAAAAAUUUUAUUUUAAACUAGCUAUUUGUUAUUCUACGCUCUUGAAUAUGACAUCUGAGAAAUUCAAUGACAUUGAAGAAAUUACUGAUGAGAUGAGAAUGGAAACUAAGCAAUUAGUGAAAAAUAUCGUUGACAAUUUUACAUUAUAUUUAAAAAGUACUUAAAAUUUUAGCUCUUAUUUCUGUAUAUUUAAUUUUAGAUUUUUUUUUAAAUUUUUAAUGCAUUCUAUUUGUAACAUUAUAUUGAAAAACAGUACAUGUAUUGUGCUUUUUUUACUGUACAAAUAUAAAAAAACAUGAUUCAUUAUGAACUAUACUGUGCAAAUAUAUAGCUAUACUCUGAGGAAAGUAUAGGCCAAAAGUCAUCUA